This is a messenger RNA of Quercus lobata, 4257 nucleotides long. RefSeq names its product AAA-type ATPase family protein (gene STI). The coding region runs from base 259 to 4056 and encodes 1265 amino acids. The record is from RefSeq and is a predicted model, not a curated record. Gene Ontology annotation, biological process: DNA repair; DNA-templated DNA replication. Gene Ontology annotation, cellular component: DNA replication factor C complex; DNA polymerase III complex. Lineage: Eukaryota; Viridiplantae; Streptophyta; Magnoliopsida; Fagales; Fagaceae. The transcript is spliced from 7 exons. Gene Ontology annotation, molecular function: DNA-directed DNA polymerase activity; ATP hydrolysis activity; DNA binding.
CAUACACUCUCAAAGACAGUCUCACACACAACACACAAAACACAAACAGUCAUUUAUUCAAGAAGAGGCGCCAAUUAAAACCCACACAAAAAAACAAAACAAACCCUAACACACACAAAAAAAAGACAGACACAGAGAGAGAGUGUGUGUGUUUUUGUCAAAGUAGAACACUGCCAUUUCAGAAAUUGUUUCUGGGUUUUGUGAUUUAUGGGUUUUUACUUCUGAAAGUUAAUUUCUUAUUAGAAAAAGAAAAAAAAAAUGUCAGAAAUGAGAGUCGGUGAUCCAAGCAAGCUCCACUUGAAGAAGAAGGAGCUAACUCAAAUCCGAAAAGCAGCUCGUGUUUUACGCGAUCCAGACACUACUUCUUCUUGGAAAAAAUCCCCUCUCAAUUCCUCAAGAUCUGUACCAUUGUCAUUACCACGACCACCAAAUGCUGUUUCUACUUCUCCUUUAAACUUGUUACACUCUGAUCACUUCCAGUAUUCACUAAACCACAAUACCAAUGGCAAGGACAAGAAGGUCUUUCUCUACAACUGGAAGUCCAACAAAUCAUCGGCUAAGAAUGAUGUUGAUGAUGAAGAUGAAGAUGAAGAUGGGGAUGAAGAGAACGAUGGGUCUUCUUCCUUUCAGUGGAGUGUUGAUGAUAGCUUAAGCGAUGCCAGGAAUGGUGGGGACUCAAAGAGCGAUACCCGUUCUUCCAUUUUCAGACGCAGAGAUGCAAAUCUGGUUUCAACUUCAGCCAAAAGGCUCGCCGCCAUUAAGAGGAAAAGUAAGAAAACUAAUACCCAUCUCGAUGUUUUAGCUAGAUAUCAACUUAAAGAUGUUAACUUUGGUAGAAAUUCAAAAAAUUCGAUAAAGGGUCAUCCUUCUAUGGCAUUAAGCCAAGAUGACUCAGUUGAGCAAUCUGAUGAUACUGAAUACAGUAAUUCAGAAGAUUUGAGGCCGAUUUCCGGGGCUUCCCCUUUGCUUUUGAAGCUUAAGAGUAGGAAUUGGCCUCACUCCUCGGCUAAGUUCUUGAGAAGUAGUUUAAGAGAGGAUAACUCUUCAUAUUCGUAUAGUACACCUGCAUUGUCGACUAGUUCUUUUAAUAGGUAUCGUAAUCGAAACCCGAGUACUGUUGGGUCUUGGGAUGGCACCACAACAUCAAUGAAUGAUGGGGAUGACGAGGUGGAUGAUCAUUUGGAUUUGCCAGGUCGCCAGGGGUGUGGGAUUCCUUGUUAUUGGUCAAAGAGAACACCGAGACAUCGUGGUGGUGAUUGUGGUAGUUGUUACUCUCCUUCUCUUUCUGAUACUAUAAGGAGGAAAGGAAGUAGUAUCUUGUGUGGCAGUCAAGCAAUGUAUCAUAGUCGACGUCGAUCAUCAUCACGUUCCAACAAGCGGAGUAUUGCUGCGAAAAGUGCCCGGGGUGUUCUCCCAUUGCUUUCCGAUAGUGGUAAUGGCAGAGGAGGCUCAUCUAUAGGAACUGGGAGGAGUGAUGAUGAACUCUCUACUAACUUUGGGGAGCUUGAUUUGGAGGCUUUGAGUAGAUUGGAUGGAAGGAGGUGGUCGUCCAGCUGUAGGAGUCAAGAAGGAUUAGAGAUUGUGCCUCUUAAUGAGGAAGGGGAAGAGGAAGGCACACCAGAAAAUAUAAAGAGUUUUAGUCAGAAGUACAAACCCAGGUUCUUUGAUGAAUUGAUAGGGCAGAAUAUUGUGGUUAAGUCACUUAUAAAUGCAAUUACGAGGGGUCGGAUUGCCCCUGUUUAUCUUUUUCAAGGUCCCCGUGGGACUGGAAAAACAUCAACAGCCAGGAUUUUUGCUUCUGCCUUGAAUUGUCUGGCUCCUGAUGAAACUAAACCAUGCGGCUACUGUAGUCAAUGCACCGAUUUCAUCUCUGGCAAGAGUAGGGAUCUAUUGGAAGUUGAUGGAACCAAUAAGAAAGGGAUUGAUAGAGUUAGGUACCUAUUGAAGAAACUAUUGGUGAGGCCCCCCUUAAACUUCUCAGGAUACAAGGUAUUUGUUAUUGAUGAGUGUCACCUGUUAUCCUCUAAGACAUGGCUGGCAUUUCUCAAAUUUCUUGAGGACCCACCACAGCGAGUUGUGUUCAUACUAAUAACAACUGAUCUUGACAAUGUACCCCGUACUGUACAAUCGCGGUGUCAGAAGUACCUUUUUAACAAAUUUAAAGAUGGUGAUAUUGUAGCCAGGUUGCAAAACAUUUCUACCAAUGAGAACCUGGAUGUUGAAUCAGAUGCUUUGGAUUUGAUUGCUUUGAAUGCAGAUGGUUCACUUCGAGAUGCAGAAACUAUGUUAGAACAGUUGAGUUUGCUGGGGAAAAGAAUUACUACAUCUCUCGUUAAUGAACUUGUGGGAGUUGUUUCAGAUGAAAAAUUACUGGAACUUUUGGAGUUAGCUAUGUCAUCAGACACUGCAGAAACAGUGAAAAGAGCCAGAGAGUUGAUGGACUCUGGGGUUGAUCCAAUGGUUUUGAUGUCUCAACUGGCCAGUCUCAUUAUGGAUAUCAUUGCUGGAACUUACAGUGCCGUUGAUACCACAUGUAGUGAUUCAAUCCUUGGUACACGAAGCUUGACUGAAGCAGAAUUGGAGAGAUUAAAGCAUGCUUUGAAGCUUCUUUCAGAGGCCGAGAAACAGCUAAGGGUUUCAAGUGAACGCUCAACAUGGUUCACAGCAACUCUAUUACAGCUUGGUUCACUGCCUUCUCCAGACUUUGCUCACUCAGGUAGCAGCCGGAGGCAGAGCUGUAAGACAACUGAGGAUGACCGAUCUAGUGCUUCAAGAGAAGUUACUGCAUCCAAGCAGAAGUCAGGUGCUCAAUAUAUGCCACGAAAACCAGCUUCUCCUGCAUCCUUGCACAAAGCAGUAAGUGGCAGUCCCAACCAUCUGGCCGAACUAUUAUCACGGAUUGAUGUUUUCAGUUCCAAUUCCAAGCCAUCACAAAGCCAGUCCGUUGAUGCUGGAGCCUCAGCUUCCUCAUGUGAUGAUGUUAUGGUUGGAAAUAUAAUCUUUAGAUGCAUUGACUCAGAAAAGUUGGAUGAUGUCUGGGCACGUUGUAUUGAGAGGUGCCACUCAAAGACACUGAGGCAGCUGCUUGAUGCUCAUGGAAGGCUUGUAUCUAUAUCUGAAGUUGAAGGUGUUCUCAUUGCUUAUAUCGCAUUUAGAGAUGGAGGUAUUAAAUCUAGAGCAGAAAGGUUUUUGAGCAGUAUCACAAAUGCGAUGGAAAUGGUUCUGAAAUGCAAUGUUGAAGUUAGAAUUAUCCUUUUGCCAGAUAAUGAGGCUUCCAUAAAUGGUGUAAAGCUGCUUGAGUUACCAGAAGGUCUGAAGAAGGCAGAAACAGCUCUAGCAAUUGACUGGGAAAGGAAGGUAGUUCACACAAAUGCAAUGAAUGGUUUUUCUAAUCAUUCUCCAUUGCUGGAUGGAACCAAUCAAUCCACCUCUGGUUCAUCAGAGUUACAGGCUAAUGGCAACAGUCAAACCAGUGGUGUGAGAGAGAGGAAACAGGAGAUUCCAAUGCAGAGAAUAGAAUCCAUUAUUCGUGAGCAAAGGCUAGAGACUGCCUGGUUACAGGCUGCAGAGAAAGGCACACCGGGAGCAUUGAAUCGUUUGAAACCUGAGAAGAAUCAGGUUCUGCCUCAAGAAGAUGGCAUAUAUUCUCAAGAUCAAAUGGACAUUAAUUCAACUGUGCUCUCCUCUCAGCACCGGGAAGAUGAAGAUGAAUUAAAUCGUGAACUCAAAGUUUUGAAUAUUAACAAUGAAAUGGUCCUCCAGAAGAAAGAAAAUGGUAGAAGGAUUGAUCAUUUUCCCAUGUCCCCAAGUUUAUUGCAUAAUAACAUCUUAGCAAGCAAUUCCAGUAGAGAUAACCUGGGAUAUGAAUCAGCAUCAGGACCUAGAGGUUGUAGUGGAUUUUUCUGUUGGAAUGAGACCAAACCUCACAAGAGGGGAAUGGUUAAAGGGAACCUUGUUCGACCACACAAAGGUGGACGAUUUUCAUUGUUUGGAAAUUGCAGGAGGCCAAAGAAAACAGAGAGCAGAUCUAGAACGAUAAAUGGGAGAAUUUUGUAGUUUGGAGUUUCAGAUCCAAUGUUUAUUUUCGUUACAUUUUUUUUUUUUUUUGUAUUUAUUUUUACACUUGAGAGCCAUUCUUCAAGGGUGUGAGCGAGAAGGAAACAUGCUAUGUAAAGGUUUUGUGGUUGGCUUCUGCAUUUUUCAGCUCCAUCCAGAUUGUAUGCAAUUAAUAAAGGAGGACAGUGGAUGCUUAAAUUA